GCAUUCCACAUAUACACAUGAGCACAAGGGAGUGCACACGCACUUAUGCAGAGGGAGGGUUAAGCACGAAGGACAGGGAUGGCAGUAGCGGCGCCCAGUCUUGCAUGGAUGGGGGGGAUGGCUCCGGCAAGCGUUGAUCAUCCCUGCAAAGCUUACAUCGUCGUUCUGUGCUUCUUUCUCCUGUCGCUCGCUGCUGCUGAAUCGGAUGUAACUGCCGACAAAGGGUCUCUUGCGAGUCAGACCCAUGUGAAUAACGUCGAGCAAGCUGCUGGACGAUCUCUCGACUGUCUUCGUCUUCCUCCUAACGAAAGUGAUGGCCGCCAUAGCCACGACCUUCCAAACGCUAACGAAGAAGUCUUAGAGGUUCCAUUACCAUUGAUGGGGAAUCGCAAGCUGCUCGCAAACGCUGCUGCAACUGAUCUGGAGACAGCACUGCCAGCAGAGGGGAGAUCGCUGAUUCUGUUUGCUUCUCGAUCUAAACCGGAUAAAAAAGAUGUGUCACUGAGAAGUGCGUUGCUAGGACUUAGUCGAAGGGAGGUAAUGAGCCAUGGCGGAUCGUCUUUCUUCUCUUCCUUGACGUGGUACGCUCGCUGUGCAGCAGCUCCUCUCAAGCUGUUGUCAGCCUUCGACAUCAGAAACUACUACUCCCAAUACCGGCUGAGGGUCGUGGAGGAUCACAAGGGCAAGAAGAGGGGCGCCUGGGUGUUUGUUCGACUUGCUCGGCAAGAAGAAGACAGACUUGCAAGGCCAGAGCAAAUGGCGGACAGGUCAAGAGCGGCAAGUGGUCAGGAGGCAAGGUCGGCUUCGAAAAGGCACGCCUUGAAGCGCUCCCUCCUAUCACAUAAUUACGCAAGCGGCGAUCCAGACGGCUGGCAUGUGGGCGAGGAGUCUCGUCCGCGCACGGUUUUGCAAGCAACUGCAGGGAGCAAUCACCGCCAUCUACAAAAUGGUCCAGUUUAUCCAGGACCUGCUACUAGCCUAAGGAAGGUAUUUAGCAAACAGUGUCAUGCGUUUAGCUUCGCUGCAGUACUGAUAGGAAUAACCACUGUGGUGGGUAUCUGUGCUCGAGGAGGAGAUGGGAAACGCAACAACAAGCGUGGAACGGAGAAAAAGAGGCCAGAGGUGGGAAGCUGGGGAAAACCAAAUCUGGGUGGGUCAGGGGGAGCAAGCGUGGCGGCACCGACGGAGGAGGAGGAGGAGGAGGGGGAGGAGAGGGAGGAGGAGGAGGAGGAUGCGAAGGAGGAUGAUGAUGUGAAGGAGGGGCUCGUUGGGGAGGAGAGAGAGGUGGGAAAUGGGUAUUGCAAAACCUGGCCAUAAUAGAUUUGACGAGUCACUCGUCAUGUACCGCUCAGCCUGCUCGGGUGGAUGUUCGUUUGCACCUGAGGGUCGCUGCCUUUUGAAUUUGUCUGCCCACUGCUCGGGUGGAUGGUUGUAAACCGACGUCUGAAUUGCUCGACACAAUUCGAAGAUCAAUGCCAUCAACUUCAACAAGAAUACGGUUCCGUGACUGCGAUUCCGUCUGUGCGUCUCUCCUGGCACGAGUCCUGGAGUGCGAGAGCGAGCGUGAGUGGGCGAGAUUCGGACCGGGUGGGUGCUUUGUCCCAUACUCUAUUUGUCAAUCUCGCCUUGUCUUUUUUUUUCUUUUUUUUUUCAACAGUGAACGCAUCACAUUCGGAGCAGGAUUCGAACUCAAGACCUGAGCGACCUAAGCUCGUUCGAAUGAUGAUUUCAGAGUCACUGUGUAUACCAUUCAGCCAUGGGCUGGGUCACAACCUCACCAGGGAUACUUGGUGGAAGGCGGCCACGCCAACUCCUCUUCUUUUUUUUUUUUUCUCUUUUUUUUUUUUCCCUUUGAAAAACACUCCCUCUAGUGCUAGUGGGAUGUACUGGUUGUCUAAACCACCACUACCUUUCGGAGGGGAAGGCUAAAUCACGAAUAUAAGCUACACGGCAUUCUUCAGAGGCCAGGCGCCACCAGACGAAAAUGGCCGGCGGACAAAAGAAGAAAAGGUGGUACGGGCUCUUCAGCAAAGGUUGGCCGCGAUGUUCUACUCCGCGCCGGCAAAAAGAGGUUCGGGAAAGAAAAAGAAAGAAGACUGCUGGACAGACAAACGGUUAUGUAUACAAACGAAUGCUAGGCCAGCAGGUCUCGCAGCCUCUGUAGUCAACCCAGCUCCCCACGGUUGCAAGGCUGCAGAUUCCAGGGGUUCUGACCAUUCCAAGGACUUCUGUGGCUUUCCUUUUUGACUUAGUAAUUGCUGCUUGAGCAGCGUAGCAGUUGGUCAGUACUUAUCCAUGUUUUCCCUCAAAGAAAAAAACAAAAAAGCCUGCAGAGAGCCUGUUGCAAGGUCUGCUCGUCCAUGGUCUGCUCGUCCAUGGAUACGCAUAGGACCUCCCUUCGCUACUCAACGUUCGAAAGAGUAUCUGAGCAGGACAGUAGAGGAUGAACCUGCUGAUAGAACAUGUUGAAUAUUGAGCCGCUAAGUUCUAACAGGUCCAGACUCCAGAUACUUUCACUAUGCUGUCUAGUGGAGCGACCCCGAUAGCCUGUAGCCUGUAGUCGACUCCUCUCUCUGCUCCCCACAGCUGCACCGUCUGUUGGUAACUCUCCACGCAUGUGCAUUAGACAUGAAUGGUUUUUUUUUUUUUUUUUUUUUAAAUGAAUGGUUUUUGUCCACCUGCACGCAGGAAAACGACAGUGAAAGCCACUACGCUCAGGCCAGCAGGUGGUCGGUCAUGGGGUCCUCCUCCGCUGCUCUCCUCCAUAAAAAAAUAAAAUAAAAAAUUGUAUGUAUGGUGUUCCUAUAGUUGUCAGACUAUAGAAAAUGUCAGACUAUAGAAAAUGGUGAAAAAUGCGUGGCCGCUCCGCUAAGGGCACGCUCACACUGUUAGACCACGCCCAGCCUGGUGGUGCAGCCUGGGGCGUGGGCGCACAUGCUGUGGAUUCCGAGUGAAUUGGUAGCGAGAAGAGGUUUGGAGGGCCAAGGAUUUGGACUUCGUGCUGUGUGAGCAGGCUGUUGGCCGAUUUCGGUGCCAUGGUAUCGUUGUGAUGAGAAGCAACAUGGGUCAGAUGGCUUGGAGUAGCAUAAUUUUCGAUCAGCGUGCGACAUUGUGGGGCCUCUCGGGUUUUCUGACUGGUUUCCCAUUGCCGUACACCGGCCCGGCGUCACUGUGAACCCGAGGAAGAAGAGAGGCACUGUAGCAUAUUAUGCAUUAUAUUUUUUCAGUAGAAGCUACAUGUCAAUGGGCACAGCGGCCAAGAAGUGUUGGGAUGCAGACCACAUUAGGGGCAUAAAAAAAUCUC
Chara braunii is the source of this 3304-nucleotide messenger RNA. The record is from the annotation of a GenBank genome assembly. Lineage: Eukaryota; Viridiplantae; Streptophyta; Charophyceae; Charales; Characeae.